UGUUGUCAAAUUGUGCGCAUUGAACUGAAAGUGUGAUUUGACAACUGAAAUUUCUUGAAGCUCUUUUUCACCGAAAUACAUCUCGGAAGAGACACGUUGGGAAAGUACUGAUCCAAGAUGCAGAUCUUCGUCAAGACCCUUACGGGCAAGACUAUCACCCUUGAGGUCGAGCCUUCGGACACUAUCGAGAAUGUGAAGGCCAAGAUCCAAGACAAGGAAGGCAUCCCUCCAGAUCAGCAGCGUUUGAUCUUCGCCGGAAAGCAGCUGGAAGAUGGACGCACCUUGUCUGACUACAACAUCCAGAAGGAGUCCACGCUCCAUCUGGUGCUGCGUCUCCGUGGUGGUAUCAUUGAACCAUCGCUACGUAUCUUGGCCCAGAAGUACAACUGCGACAAAAUGAUUUGCCGCAAGUGCUACGCCCGUCUGCACCCAAGAGCCACCAACUGCCGCAAGAAGAAGUGUGGCCACACCAACAACCUGCGCCCAAAGAAGAAGCUGAAGUAAACUACGCGCUUGGCUGUUUCUUGGCGGUGUCUCGCUUCAAUUUGCCGGUUCGAACAUCUGGGAUUCCGUGUUUAGAAUGUAAGAGGGAUAUGUGAACGAGUGAAUUGAAGUUGUCACAUUGAAUUACUAUAAAAUAAAACAAAAAAAAAUUUAAA
Ochlerotatus camptorhynchus is the source of this 659-nucleotide messenger RNA. It is a transcript of the gene RpL40, whose product is annotated as ribosomal protein L40. The transcript is spliced from 2 exons. Gene Ontology annotation, molecular function: ubiquitin protein ligase binding; structural constituent of ribosome; protein tag activity. The coding region runs from base 118 to 504 and encodes 128 amino acids. Gene Ontology annotation, biological process: protein ubiquitination; modification-dependent protein catabolic process; translation. Gene Ontology annotation, cellular component: nucleus; cytoplasm; ribosome. Lineage: Eukaryota; Metazoa; Arthropoda; Insecta; Diptera; Culicidae. The record is from RefSeq and is a predicted model, not a curated record.